GCGGGGAGCGCACGCGCUCCACUCGCUCCAAACGGUUGGAGACGCUAAAUGAACACGAGCUAGAGGAUGAAGAGCAUUUCUUGAAUACGUUUUCUUUCCUGGCUAACGAUAGCACUUAUGCUGCACGUUUGUUUACUCCCGCUUCGGGGAAAGACUUUUUUAUUUGAGUUUAUUUAUUUGUUCGCUCCUGUCACACCAGGUAGACGUCAUCCUCAGCGGAGCCGCUCAGUGUUACUUACAUUUUCCCUCAGAAGACAUGCUGCUUUAGAAAAGGAAAAAACGUGCCUCGUUACCGAAUAACAACGCGACCUAGAACAUGAGACUGAAUGGGGAGUGAUCGUCUGAGAAGAUCCCUUAUCAACAAUAAACACCUUCGCGUAAACUUACCUCAAGUCGCCGUCUUUACGCCGUCGGUUAUUCUCAAGAUGAGUGAACGUUUGCACAGAACCGGCGUGGAUAUCUGCUAAACUUGGUGAAUAUGUGAGACAUAUGAGUAUGUGUAGUCGCAGGGCUCCACCUGGGAGACGAAGGUGGUCGCGUUUCUUCGCUUGACAGCUCAGAACGAAAAACGCUUUGUUUGUUCAGACUCCGCGAGUGGACGUCGCUGCCCAGGGUGCUGAAUUUCAUCAGGACCGGGUCAGAAAUAAAGGAGGGAAAGUGACGGAUCUGAGAGCCUCUCAAGCGUGCCGUGAAUACAUUUUGGCAUUUUGGAGGAGACAGGCAACUCAUGUGAUAUUUUUUCUUCUUUUUUUCUUCUGAAAACCAUUGUGAAAUCGGCAAUGAAAAGUAACCCGCGAGCCGCGACAUGAAAAUUGGAGAACAUGUGAAAUACGGACAGUUGAGUAACACUUCACCUUUGUAUUCAUUAUGCUAAUUCAGUGUCUUAUUUCGCCUGUCGUGAUGUGUGGAUAUCUUUGAUCAUCAUCCGUGCAUUUCAGAGGGCAGAGCGCACAAACAGUCGCAAAAAUGGGACAAUAAUUGAGACAGAUCGGGCGGUUUGUUGUUGUCUGUGCUUUGUGUGUAAGGAGUUCAACAGCCCUGUUUUUGAGACAUGGCAGCGGCGAUUGCCAGCGGUUUGAUCCGCCAGAAGAGACAGGCACGGGAGCAGCAUAUAGACCGACCAUCCACCAAUAGAAGGAGAAAAAGCCCUAAUAAGAAUAAAGGGCUUUGCAAUGGAAACCUGGUCGACAUCUUCUCCAAAGUGCGAAUCUUCGGCCUCAGGAAACGCAGACUACGACGACAAGAUCCCCAGCUCAAGGGUAUAGUGACCAGGUUAUAUUGCAGGCAGGGAUACUACUUGCAGAUGAACCCAGAUGGAUCUCUUGACCGGGACCAGGAUGACAGUAGUAAUUCUUCGUUGUUCAACCUCAUCCCUGUGGGUCUUCGGGUCGUUGCUAUUCAGUCUGUGAAGACGGGCUUGUACAUCGCUAUGAAUGGAGAAGGCCAUCUGUACACAUCAGUAGAAGAUGAGUCAUUGUGA
Molecule: messenger RNA, 1480 nt
Organism: Danio aesculapii
Lineage: Eukaryota; Metazoa; Chordata; Actinopteri; Cypriniformes; Danionidae
Gene: fgf14
Product: fibroblast growth factor 14
Exons: 4
Coding region: 1052-1480 (142 amino acids)
Biological process (GO): animal organ morphogenesis; fibroblast growth factor receptor signaling pathway; positive regulation of gene expression
Cellular component (GO): cytoplasm
Molecular function (GO): growth factor activity; fibroblast growth factor receptor binding
Source: RefSeq, a predicted model, not a curated record